GUUGACUUCAUCAGUGGGACAGAGACCAUGGCGGCGGCGGCGGCGGCGGCUGCUGCUGCUGCCUGCGGCCAGCACAGCGCGGCCGUUAGCGGCAAAAAACCGCAUACUAACAGGGAGCACAGUCGGAGGAACCGGGAGAGCUCUCGCCGGAGACAAGCCGCUCUUUUUUUUCUCAACAACAUCUCCCUGGACGGACGGCCAGUCCAGAGCAAUUUAGCCGAGAAUGGACGAAGCCGCCACCACAAAGAGACCGACUUGGAGGGAGCCGACUCCGGCUCUAGGGUGGCGGGAGCGGCCGGGUUGUGCCCGGAGCUGGGUAACAAUAACAGCUAUGGGACAUUCUCCGGUUUGUCAGCGUCCGUGAGCUGCGGGAACGUCAGUCCUUCCCCAACACCGAGGACAGGACUCCUCAACGUACCGCCUAUCCUCGUCCUGCCGUCGGACACGGGGUUCAACGAUGUGGGGAGCGCGGAGGUGCUGCUGGAGUGCCGCAGAGGCUCGUUCCCUUCACCGGGUAACAGCAACCUGCUCUCACCGUCCCCAUCCAACACCAGCCUGCUGCCGUCGCCGGUGGGACCGCGGAAGUCUUCCACACUGCUGUCAGUUCAGAGCUGUAACUCGGUUUCCUCGGAGCCGAGACAAAGGACUCGUAACCUCUCUGGCGGUUCUCCUAGACCUCGACACACCAAGAAGAUUCACUUCAUCAAAAACAUGAAACAGUACGACACGAGAGGCAGCAGGAUCGUGCUGAUCUGUGCUAAGAGGUCUCUGUGUGCUGCCUUCUCUGUUCUUCCCUACGGAGAGAGCUUCUAUCUCAGUGACCCUACAUUAAACCACCCGAGGAGGAGACAUUCGUCUGGAAACAUCUCCACCACCCUGGAGAUGCUGCCGGGGCUAGAGGGCUUCCAACUGGACACCUACGGCAGGUCGGUGUCGUACGCCCAGUUCCUGUACCCCACUAACGCUCUGGUGAGGCAUAAGCCGUCGUCAGCCAGCGACCUGACACUGCAGAUCCCCGUGUCCAGGAGCACGCACAGCAUGCCGGGCAGGAGUUAUCCACCUAGCAGGCUGAACAGCACUGUGGGACUGGACCUAGGUCUGGACGAUGUGACAGAGUAUGACCCUAACCUCCUCAGUGACCACCAGUGGCCUUGUGGGAAACACAAGCGGGUGCUGAUCUUUGCCUCCUACAUGACCACAGUUAUAGAAUACGUCAAACCGUCUGAUCUGAAGAAAGACAUGAACGAGACGUUUAAGGAGAAGUUUCCUCACAUUAAACUCACUCUCAGCAAAAUACGCAGUCUGGAGAGAGAGAUGAGAGUAGUCGGGGAGGAUUGUGGCCUGCAGCCUGUCACCAUCGCCAUGGCGUUUGUCUACUUUGAGAAGCUGGUGCUGCAGGGUCGACUCAAUAAACAGAACAGGAAGCUGGUGUCAGCUGCCUGCAUCCUAUUGGCUGCUAAGAUCAGCAGUGACCUCAAGAAACAGGAGGUCAAACACCUCAUCGAUAAGCUAGAGGAGCGUUUCAGGAUCAGCAGGAGGGAGCUGAUCUCGUUUGAGUUCACCAUCCUGGUCGCCCUGGAGAUGGCGCUCUACCUCCCCGAGAGCAAAGUCAUGCCACAUUACAGACGGCUGGUGCAGCAGCAGCAGUUAUAGCAGCGCCUGGCUCCCCGCAGCACAGCGGCACACCGACGCCUCCCUCCGGGGACCCUCAGCACCUUCCAGCUCCACACUGUGACGGACGGUGCCUGGCUCAAAGGCUCCGGGGAAUCGCCCUCCUCUCUGCUCACAGCGCAGACACCAAAGUGCAGCCACUCUGUGACGGUAAUACGACAGCAGGCCCGGUAAUGUCUGGCUUAAGAGCCCGGAGAGCAACAUCGCUUCCCUUCCUCCUUCAAACACCAAAGCGACGACACACUGUGAUCGAGGGUUCAGCAGCACCGUGGAGAUCACCAGAGGUCAAAUUCAUCACAGCCCCUCAAAAUCAUGUCUCACCUAUUAGAAAAUUAUGCUUUUUUUUUUUUUUUAACUGAUUUCCAGAUCUUUGGCUGUCAUUUCUGGUGGUUUAAAAAACAAAAAAAGCUUCACCGGCUUCUUCCCAGAGAUUUUAGUAAUGGAGUCUAAACACGGCUCUCGUUUGUGCGCCGAACCUCGUGUGAAGGUUUCGAUCAUUUUGGUUAAAUUGGAGUUUUUCUAAAGCUGUGUUUAGCAUUUCUGAGCACUUUUUCUAAAAUCUCUGCGGUCGACAGAGAUCCCUUGUACCGUUAAAGUUUUACGGGAUAGCUCCGCAAUUCUUCAAAUCUGUCCUACAACAUUUCUAACACUGAAACAACUUUUAGUUCAAAAUGUCUUCAGUCCGUGGAAAUGUGGGAACUUUACACUAAAAAGACUUUGGAAGAUAUCCACUUGAUCCGUGUAACUCAGAUUGUUGAAGGCUCAUAUUAACUUCAGAUGAACUUUACAUUUACUUUACAUUUCUGCACAUAGCAAACACUGUGGAUUCUGUCCCCCAUCACUUUUGUUGAAGGGGUCUCUUAUUGGACAGUAUGGACAGGAGAAAACAUUACAACAAGCAGAACCCGUUUCAGUGGUCACAUGGGCCCCUGACUAUAACUACAGACUUGAAAAAUUGCAAACUUAUCCUUUCAGCAUGACAUUGGGUCUAAGACGUUUUCAAACUCGCAACCAAUCAAAUUACUGCCUUAGGGUUUCCGAAGUUUUCAUUAUCGUAAUUUUUUGACAAGAUUUUCUCCAGACCUUUGUGUGCAUUAGGUCUCCUUAUCUUAGGUUUAGGUUAUAUUUAACCGUCUCUAAAGCUUCAUUCCAAAACUGCUGCGACAACUUUGGAUUUCACCGCCCCCGUAGCGCUGUGGGCCACAGUCUCUGAGACUGCCAUGAUGAAGAAAUUGGCGAUAAAGCCAGAAAUGGCACUUCUUAUUUUGGUUUAAGUGUGCUGACAGACACUAAACACAGUCAUGCGUUUUGUGCAUUAGACAAUCAUUGUACUGCAACUUAAAUCAACAGCGCUGACUAUUUUUAGCAACUGUAGCAAAGAUGUUGCCAACAUCCCCGUAUUUCAGUUAUUAACUGUGUGAAAUGUAAUUUAAAGCAAUAAAUGAUGUCUUCUUGUUAGCAAGUUUCAGGCCAUGAAGGGAAAACGUUCCAGCACUGUGGUGACAGUAGUUCUUCGCCUAUCUUGUGUGGUUUCAUCCUUUAUUCAUCGGUCAGAUUCUGUGUGUAGUCCUGAUGUCGUUGAUGCAUGUUGUUUUCACCGAGCUGUCCAAACUUCCAGCUGCUUCUGAAAUUUCAGCUGGACUCGGUUUUCCAGGCUUCUGCUCUCUUCUUUUUUCUUUUUUUUUUGAAGAUAUUUACACUCCCACUCUCUCGCUUCACAGCUUCCUCCUGUUUUCUCUCAUUGUACUUAAAUUCAUCAAGAGAAGCUUCACAGGGUUUCUGUGACGUUUCUCAGCAUCAGCAGGAUUUACAUUCACACGCUGAGCUGCAGUCUGCUGCUGUCAGAAGCUCCGCUGGAGAAGUUGAGCCGUUUAAGUGCCUUGCCUAAGGGCACCUGAAGUGUAGUCGGUCAGGAAGAGGAGAGCUGUUCAUAUUCUGCCCACAAAAACUUUCCUUUUGGAUUCAAACCAGCAACUUAAUCUUCACUUCUUCCUCUUUGCUCUCACGUUGUUGUUCCUCCUCCUGAAAGCUGAGCAGGCUGCUGCUCGCUCUGGUGGUCACAGAGAAGCAGCGCGUCCUUCGGAGAAACGCUGUGAUCAUGGGGGAAAAGCAUUCAAGUCACAACUGUUCUGAUAAGCAGUCGAUCGUUUGCCUGCCCCUCCAACUCAGGCUUUGAGAAAUUGUGACAUUUUAAAGACCAAAUGAUUGAUUAAUCAAUAGAGAAAAUAAUUCACAGAUCAGUCAUUAGUUCCAGCUCAAGUUAACUUUAAAUUUCUCCCAUCAUUUUGUGCUGCAGAGCUGAUUUGCAUUAGUGAGAAUCAGAGCGGAGAAACACAAAACAUGGCGGCUGGAAAACAGCGGCUCGCGUACGGUACAACGGUGCCUGUAAUGACUGAGCGACACUUGGACAGCGAAACGACGAGUACCAGCUUGUUGAGGUGGACUGUAAAGACAUGACUCAUGAUAAACAGAAGGAACCCACUGUGGCUCCUGACGUCCUCAUUCUGUCUGCACUGUAAAGGGACAUCAUUACUACCAUAAAGACCUUCCUGUUCACGGACUACCUGGGGAAAAAUAAAAUAUUAUUUAUUCUGUUUUCAUCAGAUCAUAAAAGGACGAACGUUUAACUAAACAGGGGCCUCUAACGGGAUGUUGGUGACUCUCUUUCUUCCAUGUUACAGCAGGACACGGUGGAACAUUUUACCUGCUUUAUCCAGGGACAUAAAGUAAUGGGUAUUUCCUUUAAAACCAUCAGGUACAGGCAGCCAUGUUGGAGGUGACACUACCGCACAAAUAUUCUCUGUAGAACCUCUGUUGUUUUUGCACUUUGCCUUUUUGCUUUCACAAUCCUGAAUCUUUAUUUUAUCACUAAGUAACAAGGGUAAUAAUAUUUUUCUACAUGUGAAGUAUCUUAUUGUAUUAUUGUAUAUUGAGAACUGAUCGAGUCACUGAUAUUUAUUUAUUACUAAUAAUGCUCCAGGUUAAGGAUCAUGUUUUAAAUUGCGGGAGUCACAGUCAGAGCUGAAGUUGUAGACCUGCACAUGGUACAAACGAUCUUGACCCAAGAUCAUUUAGUUGAAAACGAUUCCAGCUGAGGUUUUGAUUUGAAACAUGAUUCUUCAUCCUGAGGUUUCACAUCAGUGUUCUUCCGCAGACGUUAUUUUCUCUCGUGUGUUUAAAGGGACUCUGUUGUAUUCUGGGGCCGGGGUUGAUCUGUACUUGAACGGUGGAGCGGGAGAGCUGAUGGUGUUGGCUCCAGAUUUACAGGUUUAGUUUGGACUAGAGUUCUGCCAAGUGUGUCCGGGUUCAGGUAUCGGUUUUCAGGUUUGCGUAUUUUCACAUGUAAUAUAUCAACAAAAAAAAACUGUCUCUCUUUCUCUCUCUGGGCCAAUCGUGUGCGUUCAUGUCAUGUGUUUCAGGUACACAUGCAGAUGCUUCCUAUCAAAACCACGUUACCGUGUGACAAUAGUUUUGGGGGUUUUCGUCAGCACAAGUAUAAAUUGUGCAUAUCUUGUAGGUAAAAGAAGUAAAACGUUCAAAAACACUGGGAUGGUUCUUCAAAGACAGAGGUUCAGUUUUAGGCCGGUGCAGAACUUUAGUUUCCCUCUCCUGCUCUGACAAAGGUGGCAGAGAAGAAUCCACGCUCCACGAUUUGCACUGAGACGCUUCAGAGCAGAGUCGUAUAUUGAAACUGUUACCUCAGUGAAAUAGAUCGAAGGGACAAGGUAUGUUUGGUCAGUAAAGAGCAGGGCUUCCUUUGUUUAGGUUACUGAAAUAUGAGAGACGCUAGAAGAAGAACUUCACCAGACAACAUGAUAAAUAUAAGACUCUGCUCGAGAGCAGAAAUGGCACACGAUCUUCCAAAGUCGUCGUCUUCUCUACAUUAGAGAUUUGUGAUAUUGAUUCUAUGCAGCUUCUAUUCUGUCAGCCGACCUUUAAUGUGCCACAGCGUUUAUUUUUACCUGACGCUCAUUUAUUUAAACCUCUCACACACACGCACACACACACACCGCACACACACGUUGUUUCUAGUUUCUUGUUUUGUAUCAAGUAAUUAUUAUUUUAUUCUUCUCUGAGCACUGUAAGGCUGUAAAGGGAAAUAUUUACCAAGUGUUUGUCUUCCAUUAAUAAUUAUUGUUUUUUUUACAUUUUAAAAGGUAAUUUUAAGUUAAUUUUUUUUUUUUUUUUUCAGUGGACGAGCAGAGUUGCACCCAAGGCAUCGUGUGAUGUAAAUCUGCAUUAAUAUUAUUUAUGUUGUUUUGGGUUCAGCUGUUGUUGCCACAUUUGUUUUAAAGACAUGUAAUAAUCCUGACUGGAAAAAAAAAAAAAAAACAGACGUCAGUGACAUGAUAGAUCGGGUUAACUUGUUAUUUUAUUCUGUAGCGUGAAGUUUGUCUUCAGCGAUAUCUACCUGCUCCUGCUUGCGUCGUCUUGUUACUAGCUACAGUGCAAACAGCUGCUGUUUAUAAUGGAGUCAGUUACACAGCAGGACUGGUGGGUAUUCAACACAAAAGUGGAGAAGUAGAGGAAAUUAUUUAUACAACUAUUUUGUAACAGAUAAAGGCCAUAUACUGUUUUAACUGCCAAUGUUCAAUUCAUGUCAAAUUUAUUUUCAUUAAAAAGAUGUAAUUUACUGCUUCUGCUGUAUUGAUUAUUUUAACAAACUUUAUUUCAUUCGCUUCAGACUGAUGGCGUU
Messenger RNA from Xiphias gladius (swordfish), 6367 nucleotides. It is a transcript of the gene cables2b, whose product is annotated as Cdk5 and Abl enzyme substrate 2b. Bases 28 to 1653 code for a protein of 541 amino acids. Lineage: Eukaryota; Metazoa; Chordata; Actinopteri; Istiophoriformes; Xiphiidae. Gene Ontology annotation, biological process: regulation of cell cycle. The record is from RefSeq and is a predicted model, not a curated record. The transcript has 10 exons.